GAGUUCUAAGGGCGGGGCUGAGGCGGGAGCAUCAGCGCACCUCCCACUCUGGGCAAGGGUUCUUUGUGCCCACCGCAGCCGGCUUCCCUGGCAACCGUCUCCGGGGCAACGUAUGUUGUGGUUGCCGACUCCACGUUUGAACCGCCCAGGCCCAGGGAAGGCGGGCGAUGGGCAGGCCUGGGCUCUGGGAGGGAAAGGGUAGGGGACACAGCAGAACGGGAACCAUGGGGGCCUGCUGCGUGAGAAACCUCCACAACACGGAAGACUGUAAGGCCAGAGAGAAGCUGAAGAAAACCAAGAUCAUCUUUGUGGUGGGAGGGCCCGGCUCGGGGAAGGGCACCCAGUGUGAGAAGAUUGUCCAGAAGUACGGCUACACCCACCUCUCCACCGGGGACCUCCUGCGGGCCGAGGUCAGCUCGGGCUCGGCCAGGGGCAAGAUGCUGUCGGAAAUCAUGGAGAAGGGGCAGCUGGUGCCACUGGAGACAGUGUUGGACAUGCUCCGAGAUGCCAUGGUGGCCAAGGUAGAUACUUCCAAAGGCUUCCUGAUCGAUGGCUACCCUCGGGAAGUACAGCAGGGAGAGGAGUUUGAACGGAAGAUCGGACAGCCCACGCUGCUGCUGUAUGUGGACGCAGGCCCUGAGACCAUGACCCAGCGGCUCCUGAAGCGCGGAGAGACCAGCGGGCGGGUGGAUGACAAUGAGGAGACCAUCAAGAAGCGACUAGAGACCUACUACAAGGCCACGGAACCUGUCAUCGCCUUUUAUGAGAAACGUGGCAUCGUACGCAAGGUCAAUGCCGAAGGCUCCGUGGACAAUGUCUUCUCCCAAGUCUGCACCCACCUGGAUGCCCUCAAGUAACAGCACUGGAGCCCCUUCCCCUGCUGCCCGCCCCCCCACCCCCCCACCCCGUGCUGACCUGAGGCUGUCCUGGCCUGAGCUCAACGCCUCCACCCUGCCCGGCUGGAGCACAGACAGAGGAAGCCACUUUAUCCUGUUUUCAUGGACAGCCAAGCACUAAAGGAAUUUCCAAGGACA
Prionailurus viverrinus (fishing cat) is the source of this 1034-nucleotide messenger RNA. RefSeq names its product adenylate kinase 1 (gene AK1). The transcript has 6 exons. Gene Ontology annotation, molecular function: nucleoside diphosphate kinase activity; AMP kinase activity; ATP binding. The record is from RefSeq and is a predicted model, not a curated record. Gene Ontology annotation, cellular component: cytoplasm; cytosol. Gene Ontology annotation, biological process: nucleoside triphosphate biosynthetic process; ATP metabolic process. NCBI's taxonomy places the organism in Eukaryota, Metazoa, Chordata, Mammalia, Carnivora, Felidae. The coding region runs from base 168 to 857 and encodes 229 amino acids.